Messenger RNA from Hevea brasiliensis (rubber tree), 4684 nucleotides. Its product is annotated as probable phosphoribosylformylglycinamidine synthase, chloroplastic/mitochondrial. Gene Ontology annotation, biological process: 'de novo' IMP biosynthetic process. Bases 164 to 4405 code for a protein of 1413 amino acids. Gene Ontology annotation, molecular function: phosphoribosylformylglycinamidine synthase activity. The record is from RefSeq and is a predicted model, not a curated record. NCBI's taxonomy places the organism in Eukaryota, Viridiplantae, Streptophyta, Magnoliopsida, Malpighiales, Euphorbiaceae. The transcript is spliced from 4 exons.
AAUAAUAACAAAAAAUAGCUAGAUUCUGAAGAAGAAAACUUUACUUCAGCAGGAAAGUAGGGUUUACUAGUGCAAUGCCAAAACCCUAGUCCACGCUCUCUCUAUCUCUCUAACCAUAUUAUACGCGCCUUCGAUUCUAGCUAACCCUAAGAGGGUUCAUGUAAUGGCUGGUGCCCGAGAAAUCACCACUGCAUCUCAAUUUUUGCAGGGUACCUCUAGGCAAACUCUGUUUUUACUGAGAGAUUUGCCUAUUAAUCGGCGAAAGCAGCUGCUAUGUGGCACACUUCGUAAUCGUAAGCCUCCUCUGGGUGUAUCUAACGGAAGAUGUGUAUCAUUGAGGUGCUGUGCUCAAUCAAAGCCUACAGCUGUUGUUUCUAGUGGUGUGACAAGCUCUGUUGAUGAACAAUCUAGUUUGAUUGAGAAGCCUGCACAAGAAAUUGUCCCUUUUUAUCGCUUGCCAUUAAUUCAAGAGAGUGCAACUCUUGAAUUGCUCAAGUUGGUUCAAACAAAAGUUUCGAAUGAGAUUGUUGGGCUACAAACUGAGCAGUGUUUUAAUAUUGGUCUUCAAUCUGAGAUUUCGGAUGAGAAGCUUGGAGUACUUAGGUGGCUGCUUCAGGAAACGUAUGAGCCAGAGAAUUUGGGGACUGAGAGCUUUCUUGAGAAGAAGAGGAAAGAAGGAUUGAAUACUGUUGUAGUUGAGGUUGGGCCUAGGUUGUCUUUUACAACAGCUUGGUCUGCAAAUGCCGUGUCAAUUUGUUGUGCUUGUGGGUUAACAGAAGUGACUCGAAUGGAACGGUCGAGGAGGUACUUGCUCUAUAGUAAGGGAGUGUUGCAAGAAGAUCAACUUAAUGAGUUUGCUGCCUUGGUUCAUGAUCGGAUGACUGAAUGUGUUUAUACUCAGAGGCUGACAUCUUUUGAGACUAAUGUGGUUCCUGAGGAAGUACGAUACGUGCCUGUUAUAGAGAAGGGUAGGAAAGCUUUGGAAGAGAUUAAUCAGGAGAUGGGAUUAGCUUUUGAUGAGCAAGAUUUGCAGUAUUACACUAGGCUGUUCAAGGAUGAUAUCAAACGGAAUCCAACAACAGUGGAAUUGUUUGACAUUGCUCAAUCCAACAGUGAGCAUAGUAGGCACUGGUUUUUUACUGGGAAGAUUGUUAUUGAUGGACAGCCCAUGGAUAGAACUCUUAUGCAGAUUGUGAAGAGCACCUUGCAGGCUAAUCCAAACAAUUCUGUAAUUGGCUUCAAGGAUAAUUCUAGUGCAAUCAAGGGUUUCCCUGUAAAGCAGUUGCGACCAGUUCAGCCUGGUUUGACAUGUCCACUGAAUGCAACUACUCGUGACCUUGAUAUUUUAUUUACAGCUGAAACCCAUAAUUUCCCUUGCGCUGUGGCUCCUUAUCCUGGGGCAGAGACUGGUGCUGGCGGUAGAAUUAGGGAUACCCACGCAACAGGUAGGGGUUCAUUUGUUAUUGCAGCUACAGCUGGUUACUGCGUUGGGAAUCUGAAUAUAGAGGGUUCUUAUGCUCCAUGGGAGGAUCAUUCUUUCUCAUAUCCAUCAAACUUGGCAUCUCCUUUGCAGAUUCUUAUUGAUGCCAGUAAUGGGGCAUCAGACUAUGGAAACAAAUUCGGGGAGCCCUUAAUUCAGGGGUAUACUAGAACUUUUGGAAUGAGACUUCCAAGUGGAGAAAGGCGAGAAUGGUUGAAGCCCAUAAUGUUCAGUGGGGGAAUUGGGCAGAUUGAUCAUAUGCAUAUAACAAAAGGAGAGCCUGACCUUGGUAUGUUGGUUGUGAAGAUUGGAGGUCCUGCAUAUCGUAUUGGAAUGGGAGGUGGGGCCGCAUCAAGUAUGGUGAGUGGCCAGAAUGAUGCAGAGCUUGAUUUUAAUGCUGUACAACGUGGAGAUGCUGAGAUGGCUCAAAAACUCUAUCGAGUUGUUCGUGCCUGCAUUGAAAUGGGGGAGAAUAAUCCAAUUAUCAGCAUCCAUGAUCAGGGAGCAGGUGGUAACUGUAAUGUUGUCAAGGAGAUUAUAUAUCCAAAGGGCGCUGUGAUUGACAUCCGGGCAAUUGUUGUUGGUGAUCAUACGAUGUCUGUUUUGGAGAUAUGGGGCGCAGAAUAUCAGGAACAAGAUGCAAUCUUGGUAAAGCCUGAGAGCCGCGAUCUUUUACAAUCAAUCUGUGAAAGAGAAAGGGUGUCAAUGGCUGUUAUUGGGACGAUCAAUGGUGAGGGACGUGUUGUUUUGGUUGAUAGCUUAGCUAAUGAGAAGUGCCAUUCAAGUGGACACCCUACUCCUCCUCCUGCUGUGGAUCUUGAGCUGGAGCAAGUACUCGGGGACAUGCCUCAGAAGACCUUUGAGUUUCACCACGUGGUUCAUGCACGAGAGCCACUUGAUAUUGCCCCAGGGAUCACUGUGAUGGAGGCUUUGAAGAGGGUAUUAAGACUUCCUUCUGUGUGUUCAAAACGCUUCUUGACAACAAAAGUGGAUAGAUGUGUUACAGGUCUUGUGGCACAGCAGCAAACUGUUGGUCCUUUGCAGAUUACUCUUGCUGAUGUUGCUGUCAUUGCUCAGACUUACACUGACUUUACUGGAGGUGCAUGUGCAAUUGGAGAGCAGCCAAUCAAAGGUCUGGUUAAUCCAAAGGCAAUGGCUAGAUUAGCUGUUGGAGAAGCACUCACAAAUCUAGUUUGGGCUAAGGUUACUUCUCUUUCUGAUGUUAAAGCAAGUGGGAAUUGGAUGUAUGCUGCCAAGCUUGAUGGGGAGGGGGCAGACAUGUAUGAUGCUGCAAAAGCUCUAUCUGAAGCUAUGAUUGAACUUGGUAUUGCAAUUGAUGGGGGAAAGGAUAGUCUGUCAAUGGCAGCCCAUGCAGCUGGUGAGGUUGUUAAGGCUCCGGGUAAUCUUGUUAUAAGUGUGUAUGUCACUUGUCCUGACAUCACAAAAACAGUUACUCCAGAUUUGAAAUUGGGAGAUGAUGGUUUGUUGCUUCACAUUGAUAUGGCAAAAGGAAAGCGGCGGUUAGGUGCCUCUGCUCUUGCUCAAGCUUUUGACCAAGUUGGGGAUGACUGUCCUGAUCUUGAGGAUGUUCCUUACCUCAAAAGAGUUUUUGAGUGUAUCCAGGAUCUUAUUGCAGAUGAACUCAUCUCUUCUGGACAUGAUAUUAGUGAUGGUGGACUACUUGUCUGUGCCAUGGAGAUGGCAUUUGCUGGGAAUUGUGGUAUUGCUUUGGACUUAACUUCACAAGGGAAUGGUCUCUUCCAGAUACUCUUUGCUGAAGAGCUUGGUCUUGUUGUUGAGAUUAGCACAAAGAACUUGGAUACUGUAAUGCAAAAGCUCACUAGUGUAGGAGUUUCUGCUCAUAUUAUUGGACAAGUGACUGCCUCACCAGUGAUAGAACUGAAAGUUGAUUCGGUAACUCAUUUGAAUGAGAAGACUUCUCUCCUUAGAGAUGUGUGGGAAGAAACUAGUUUUCAUCUGGAAAAGUUCCAAAGACUGGCUUCUUGUGUGGACAUGGAGAACGAAGGUUUGAAGUCUAGGCAUGAACCUUACUGGAAGCUAUCUUUUAUUCCUUCCUUUACUGAUGAGAAAUAUAUGACUGCAACUUUGAAACCAAAAGUGGCUGUGAUUCGAGAGGAAGGCAGCAAUGGAGACAGAGAGAUGGCUGCAGCACUUUAUGCUGCUGGUUUUGAACCCUGGGAUGUUACAAUGUCAGACCUCUUGAAUGGAGCUAUCUCUCUUCAUGAAUUCCAUGGGAUUGUGUUUGUGGGGGGUUUUAGUUAUGCUGAUGUCCUUGAUUCUGCAAAAGGUUGGUCUGCUUCCAUACGAUUCAAUCAACCCCUUCUAAAUCAAUUUCAGGAGUUCUACAAGCGGCCUGACACUUUCAGUCUUGGUGUUUGCAAUGGCUGUCAGCUCAUGGCUCUACUGGGUUGGGUCCCAGGCCCCCAGGUUGGGGGUGUGCUUGGUGCUGGAGGUGACCCAUCACAACCAAGGUUCAUUCACAAUGAAUCUGGUCGAUUUGAAUGCCGCUUUACAAGUGUGACAAUAAAGGAUUCGCCUGCUAUAAUGUUCAAAGGGAUGGAAGGUAGUACAUUAGGGGUGUGGGCUGCCCAUGGCGAGGGAAGAGCAUAUUUCCCUGAUGAUGGUGUUCUUGAUCGUGUGAUUCAUUCAAACUUGGCCCCAGUUAGAUACUGCGAUGAUGAUGGGAAUCCUACAGAAGCUUACCCUUUCAAUGUGAAUGGCUCUCCCUUAGGAGUAGCAGCAAUUUGUUCUCCUGAUGGGAGGCAUCUUGCCAUGAUGCCUCAUCCAGAACGUUGCUUCUUGAUGUGGCAAUUCCCAUGGUACCCCUUGAACUGGAAUGUGGACAAAAAAGGUCCUAGCCCAUGGUUAAAGAUGUUCCAAAAUGCCAGAGAAUGGUGCUUAUGAGACAGUUUGUCAAAUUGUUGGAGAGAUAUGGAUCAUCAUUUUGAAGGGAUGUAGAAUUUUUUGAAGUCAAGAGGUGUUUUGGAUCACAAAUCAUUAUCCAUAGUUCCUCCAGCAUCAAAUUAAGCUUAUUUUUCUGUGCCAAAAAUACACACCAAGGUUUCAAUGGACACAGGUGUUGAAAGUUUUGAGUUUCAUGUUGUUCCCUUCAAUAUGUUUAUGGUUUCUCUUUCAUUUGUAUUGAACUACAUGAAUAAUACAAAAUUUUAGUUGUUAUAAAUA